This is a messenger RNA of Adineta steineri, 429 nucleotides long. Lineage: Eukaryota; Metazoa; Rotifera; Eurotatoria; Adinetida; Adinetidae. The record is from the annotation of a GenBank genome assembly.
AUGCCACAAAAUUCAUCAUCUACCUAUUAUCAAAGUGUAUCAUCAAGGACAACAUCUCGACAACGUUCGACAACAAAAUCUAGUUCUUUAGCUGAUUUUGAUGAAUUUAGUGAAAAUUUAAAACGUGCUGCUUUAAUAUUAGCAGGUAUUGCACUUUGUCUUGGUAUUUUUCGUGUAUGUUUAAUGUUGUGUAAAUCUCGAUCUCGAAAUAAUUCAAUUUCUGAUCAUCAUUUACCUCCUACUCGAUCGAAUGUAUCUACUAUUGAACAGCAUCAAUUUAAACCAGAUUUACCACCAGAAUAUGCUGAAGCUAUAGCUAAUAUAGAACAUGAUAGUAAUAAAUUACCAUCUUAUGAUGAAUUACCAUAUGAUCAACGACAAGAACAACAUGUAUAUAAUAAUGAUGGAUUUAUUUCAACACAAAUGUAA